This is a messenger RNA of Exophiala xenobiotica, 1532 nucleotides long. RefSeq lists its product as uncharacterized. NCBI's taxonomy places the organism in Eukaryota, Fungi, Ascomycota, Eurotiomycetes, Chaetothyriales, Herpotrichiellaceae. Gene Ontology annotation, cellular component: cytosol. Gene Ontology annotation, molecular function: aldose reductase (NADPH) activity. Bases 84 to 983 code for a protein of 299 amino acids. The transcript is spliced from 4 exons. The record is from RefSeq and is a predicted model, not a curated record.
AGCAUUAAGACGUUCAUUUUGUGCUCGGCAUACCGAGUAUUUCGAGGGUGUACUUUGAGAGAACGUGAGUCGCAUAAGCCACCAUGGCGACACUCAACCAUACCUCUCUGAAAUUCCCCUUGAAUACCGGGGCGGAAAUACCGGCCGUUGGAUUAGGAACCUGGAAAUCACCACCCGACCAAGUCCGCAAGGCCGUCUGCCAUGCAAUCCAGAAAGGGUACCGACACAUCGACACUGCUUUGAACUAUCAAAAUGAGGUCGAGGUUGGCCAAGGUAUUCGAGAUUCGGGAGUCUCUCGAGACCAACUUUGGGUCACGACUAAGCUUGACAAUCCGUGGCAUCACAGGGUCCGUGAAGGCUUUGACAAGUCUCUGAGUGACCUUGGCAUUGGGUACAUCGACCUGUAUCUGGUGCACUUCCCUUGCUCAACUGAUCCCAACGACCCUUCGAAGCAUUUGCCGGACUGGGAUUUCGUCAAGACAUGGCAAGAAAUGCAAAAGUUAUUGGAUACCGGCAAGGUCAAGAACAUUGGCGUAUCCAAUUUUCAAAUCCGGGACCUGGAAAAACUUCUCAACGAUCCAUCUUGUAAGAUUGUUCCUGCGGUGAACCAGAUCGAGCUACAUCCAGCAAAUCCAUCGCCCAAACUGCUGGAAUACUGCAAAGGGAAGGGAAUACACUGUACGGCUUAUUCCUGUCUUGGAGGUGCAACAGAUAAUCCAUUGUUCAAAGAACCUGUCGUGUCCCAAAUAGGGCAUGCUAAGAAGAAGACAUCCGCUCAGAUCCUUCUCAUGUGGAGCCUCCAAAGAGGCACCAGCAUUAUUCCGAAGAGCGUGACCCCCUCUAGAAUUGAAGAGAAUUUCGACUUGGAUGGCUGGGAGCUGACCAAGGACGAAAUGGAAGCUUUGAACGGCAUUAAAACCCGAUUCAAGGUUGUCAAUGAUGCCUGGAUGCCGAUCAAGGUGUUCUUUGGAGACGACGAGUAAAUGUCUUUGAUUCUGUCGAGACGCUCAGCGCAGCAAUGCUCGAGUAGCCAGGACGAGACGUGUCGCCCAUAGCAAUUGGUGAGUGAGGGUUCCGGCCGUCAGCUAUGGAGACUGCAUGACUGAAACGCGUCGCAAGUGUACGAGAAGGCUUUCGCAUGGUGAGCGAUUGAGCCUGCAAAGAUAUCAACCGCCAUUACGCGUGCUGCCUGCAUUGACUUGAUCAUGGUGGUCGAAUGUCGUGUCUGGGGCCUUCGAGGACAAGUUCUACGGCGGACCAAGGAAAGAAGUUGUACGGCGGAUCAAGGCGUCACCUAUGCGCAUCUAUCCCACCACGUCGCCAUCUAAUGAACUGUCUUGACCGCCAGUGCCACCUCAACUCUUCUCACUUUUCUUGUCUUACCAUCUCUGACCCCCAUGCUGCUAUUCUCUACUGUGAUUGAAGCCCUCACGAAGGCUUUUAUCUUCCAGCAGAGAACUUGACUGGUGGUUCAAGUCGAGUAUUCACCUUCGUUGCAUGCUUGAGCAACUCUUUCGCGACUUCGUCAUGAC